Penicillium maclennaniae is the source of this 504-nucleotide messenger RNA. Its product is annotated as short coiled-coil protein. Lineage: Eukaryota; Fungi; Ascomycota; Eurotiomycetes; Eurotiales; Aspergillaceae. The transcript is spliced from 2 exons. The record is from RefSeq and is a predicted model, not a curated record. Gene Ontology annotation, cellular component: trans-Golgi network. Bases 1 to 504 code for a protein of 167 amino acids.
AUGGCCUCUGAUACAGAGAUGAAUGAAGCUUCACCGGUACCCACCUUGCCGCAACCCAACGACGGUGGCCGCAUGCAUAUGUCCUCUCUCUCCUCAUCUUCAUCUAUAUCCGACGCCGAGACUGAACGUCGGGGUCGUUCCGAGCGUCCGCGUAUGGCGAGCCGCAAACCUUCCGCAUCAAUACUCGUCCCCCGAGACCACCCCGAAAUCGAAAUUGAAGAAGAGGAGUUUCCCCCGGACGACGCCCGCGCCAUGAGUCCGCGUCGUAAUUCUGCCGAUCUGGAGCGAUUGGGCAAAGAGGCCCGCCAGACGCUACAAGAGCAAGCCAAGGCUCUCCAGUCCUCUCUCCAGGCCCUCGCCGAGCGCAUUGACGCGGUCAAGUCGGAUCACGACAAGUUAGAAAACGAGAACAAGAUCCUCCAGGACUAUAUCGGUGGCCUUACUCGCAACAUGACCAAAAGCGAAAUGACUCGCAGUACAAAGGCUCGGAAAGCACAGAAAUAA